Chanos chanos (milkfish) is the source of this 2004-nucleotide messenger RNA. It is a transcript of the gene acp7, whose product is annotated as acid phosphatase 7, tartrate resistant (putative). Lineage: Eukaryota; Metazoa; Chordata; Actinopteri; Gonorynchiformes; Chanidae. Bases 95 to 1408 code for a protein of 437 amino acids. The transcript is spliced from 14 exons. The record is from RefSeq and is a predicted model, not a curated record. Gene Ontology annotation, molecular function: acid phosphatase activity; metal ion binding.
GCGUGGUACCCUGACAUGUUAAUCGAGAAUGGAAAGAGAAUUUAGAACUAAGUGAAGUGCACAGUAGGUUGAUUCGGUGGGGCAAAGCAAAACGAUGGCUACUACUCUGCUCCUUGUCCUCUUUGGUUCUGUGUCCUUGGCACUUAGCGUACCACCCAUACAUACCCAACCUGAACAGGUGCACAUAUCUUAUCCAGGGGUGGAAGGCUCCAUGGUGAUAACCUGGACGACUCUCAGCGUGACAGAAAGUAUAGUGGAGUACGGCCAGUGGGGAAGAAAGAUGUUUCAGUUCACGGCCAAGGGAAACUCCACUUUGUUUGUGGAUGGCGGCAGAGAGAAGAGGAAGAUGUACAUUCACAGGGUCAUUCUAACACAGCUGGUACCAGGGACUGCUUACUUGUAUCACUGCGGAAGUGAUUCUGGGUGGAGUGACCUCUUCUACUUCACCGCCCUCAGGGAGACCUGGACGGACGGCCCCAGAUUUGCCCUGUUUGGGGACAUGGGAAACGAGAACCCUCAGUCUCUGGCCAGACUGCAGAAGGAGACUCAGGCAGGGAUCUAUGACAUCAUCUUGCACAUCGGAGACUUUGCCUACGACAUGCAUGAGGACGAUGGAAAGAUUGGUGAUGAGUUUAUGAGACAGGUCGAGUCCAUAGCCGCCUACGUGCCAUACAUGACCUGUCCCGGAAAUCACGAAGAGGCGUACAACUUCUCCCACUACAGGAACCGAUUUAGCAUGCCAGGAGACACGGAGAGCCUGUGGUACAGCUGGAAUGUGGGACCUGCUCACAUUAUUUCUUUCUCCACUGAAGUCUACUUCUACCUCGGGUAUGGUCUGGAGCUGCUCUUUAAACAGUACAGCUGGCUUAAGAACGACCUGGAGGAAGCUAACAGACCAGAAAACAGAGCCGUCAGACCCUGGAUUAUCACCAUGGCGCACAGACCCAUGUACUGCUCCAACGACGACAAAGACGACUGUACGAAAUUCGAGAGCUACGUCAGACUUGGACGCAAUGACACCACACCAGUAGCCCCUGGUCUGGAGGAUCUGUUCUACCGUUACGGUGUGGACCUGGAGCUCUGGGCUCACGAGCAUACUUAUGAGAGACUGUGGCCUGUGUACGGUUUUAAGGUCUUUAAUGGGAGCACAGAGGAACCGUACGUGAACCCGAAAGCUCCGGUCCACAUCAUCACAGGAUCCGCUGGGUGUCGGGAGAAGCACGACGGAUUCAUCCCAAAGCCGCGGGAGUGGAGCGCCUUCAGGAGCACCGACUACGGUUACACACGCAUGCAGGUGAUAAACUCCACACACCUGUACCUGGAACAGGUGUCUGAUGACCAGUAUGGUAAGGUGAUUGACAGCAUCAUGCUGGUAAAGGAACGACACGGCCCUGAGGCCUGGAAUUGAACGGGUGCGUGUCACGUCAUAGUCAAACACGUUUUCUCAGGAACUGCACUUUGAAACCUUAACCAACGCUGAUCUGCACUUUAGCCUUCUCUCGACAGAGUCCAAUCCAAAAUAUGCAGAAGUUGAACGGUCUUUCUCUUUUUCUUUGAAAGCCUUACAAGAAUACAUGUGUUUCGUAUUGGGAGUGGAGAUGGGUAUUCAGAUUUCCGAAUCCUGGCUAGACAGAUUUAGUGUGUUUAUUUCCCUGUAGGAAAUUAGGCCAGCCUGAUAUUCUGUCCCAUCAGUUCAACAGAGAGGAGUUUGCUGUAAGAUUAAAUCUUUCAUGGAUCGCAAUGAGAUCAAACCCUCAAUUAUAUCUGAUGAAAAUGUUGGUUUUUUGGGUUUUUUUUUUUUUAAUGAGGAGAAUACACUGAAUGUAAAUAUUCGUUUUGAAAACAUAGAGAAAAGAACUCUUUGUUUCCAUUUUUUUUUGUCUCUUUUUAAAAAUAUGUCUGAGCUAGGAUAAACUCCACAAGUGCCAACUGGAAAACAAAAUUUGAAAUCAAAUUAUUUCUAAAUAUGCUGUUCUGGAACAUUCCUUGUUAAACAGAUUUGAC